UUGGCAGUCGACCAGCGAUUGUGAUUGUGAACUGUCGAACGAAAUUGAUAAGUUUGUUUUGUCUUAAAAAUAUGGUCAUAAUUUUAUAAAUUCAACCAAACCAUGAGAUAAGUAGUACCACACGUAAUCACACAUUUGCAACGUGCAAAGUGAAUAACAUAGAAACGCAAUGGAAGUCGUGUGGGUUAUGUUGUGAAAAUGCGAAGUGUUACAUUCGGAUUAUUGGAUGUCACACGCGAUUGUAAUCUUCGAAGAGGUCUCCGUCUCCACGAAGGACCACAACGUUUUCUCUGAGGAUAAGUUACAUGUACGCAGCGGGAAUGACAAUAAUGGCAGUUUCUGUUGGCGAAAUUUGCGAGAACACGAAGUUGGCCAGGGAGAUGGCACUGAUGGGGAACUAUGAGUCGGCUCUGGUGUACUACGAGGGAACGGUGCAGAUGAUCCACAGGCUGCUGAUCACCAUCGCAGACCCCACGCGCAAGUCCAAGUGGCAGCUCGUACAAAAGCAGAUGGCACGGGAGUACGAGCAGCUGAAGGCGACGGUGGCGACGUUGCAGAUGUUCCAGCACGAAGGGGAGAAAGCUAUCACACCUCUGACGGGCAACUACGAAGACCUGCCAACUCGUGACCAGAUGUGGGGCCCCGCGCCGCACGAGAUCGACCCCGACAUAUGGCCCCCGCCGCCCGACAGAGACCCCAACGCGUGGCCGCCACCCACCAGCGUAGAACACAAUGUGAUCCACAGAGGUCCCCCUCCGCCGAUGAAGUCAGCGCGGGGCAACACGCGAACGACGCGCCCCGACAACAAGAAGACCACCCCCGCGCCCCGAAACGCAACCACAUCGCAACGGAAGACUUCGGACGUCAGGAACCCCAAAAACGCAGCGAACAAAGCACACAGCGCAAAAUCAAAAGACACAAGCAAAGAUCACGGCAGGCAAGACAAGCAGGACAGAGACAACAACAACGGCGACACGGACGAUGAGAAGCACAAGGACGAUGAGAGAAGGUUCGAGCCCCCUGCCGCCGCUGAUGGGGACCUGGUCGACAUGCUCGAGCGCGACAUAGUACAAAAGAACCCCAACAUCCGGUGGGACGACAUCGCGGACCUCACGGAGGCCAAGCGGCUGCUGGAGGAGGCAGUCGUGCUGCCCAUGUGGAUGCCAGACUUCUUUAAAGGCAUCCGGCGGCCGUGGAAGGGCGUGCUGAUGGUGGGCCCGCCGGGCACGGGCAAGACCAUGCUGGCGAAGGCCGUGGCCACCGAGUGCGGGACCACGUUCUUCAACGUGUCCUCCUCCACGCUCACCUCCAAGUACCGCGGCGAGUCCGAGAAACUAGUCAGACUGCUCUUUGAAAUGGCCCGGUUCUACGCGCCCAGCACGAUAUUCAUCGACGAGAUCGACUCGCUGUGCUCCCGGCGCGGCUCCGACAGCGAGCACGAGGCCUCGCGCCGCGUCAAGUCCGAGCUGCUCGUGCAGAUGGACGGCCUCGGAUCCGCUACUGAUGAGCCCGCUAAGGUGGUGAUGGUGUUAGCAGCGACGAACUUCCCGUGGGACAUCGACGAGGCGCUUCGGCGGCGGCUGGAGAAGCGCAUCUACAUCCCGCUGCCCACGCAGGAGGGCCGCGAGGCGCUGCUGCAGAUCAACCUGCGCGAGGUCAAGCUCGACCCCGAGGUCGACCUCCGCGCCAUCGCCAAGAAGCUGGACGGAUACUCCGGCGCUGAUAUCACUAAUGUUUGCAGAGAUGCGUCAAUGAUGUCGAUGCGGCGCAAGAUAGCGGGCCUGAAGCCAGAACAAAUCAAGCAGCUGGCGAAGGAGGAGCUGGACCUGCCGGUCACGAAGCCGGACUUCAUGGACGCGCUCGCCAAGUGCAACAAGUCCGUCUCCAAGGGCGACAUACAGAAGUACCUCUCGUGGAUGUCCGAGUUCGGCUCCUCCUGAUAGUAGCACCGCCCCGCCUGCUGUGUGUCACGCCCUGUGCUGUCAAACAAACAGUUCCUGUUUCAAAUAUCACGCAAACAAUGAUAUUUCAAAGAGAAACUCUAAACACGAAAAAUUGCCUUAUAAACUCAAUGUAAUAAAUUUAAGUUAACGAAGUAACAUUCAGACUGUUGCAGUAUUAAUACGGAAAGUAUAAAAUUGAUAGUGGCAUAUCGAAAUUGAUAAUAUUAUAUAAGUGAGAAGAGAAAUCAUCUAUUGAAAUAGUAGUAAACAUUCCGGUUUUCAAACAUUGUGUAAAUAUGCUUCUAACUCGACUUACUGUUGGCAUUUUAUUGAUAACCACAAGACGAACUAUUUAUACAAAUUGUGAUCAUAUUAACAUGAACUUUGUAUAAAGCACAAUAAGAUACUUCGUUCCAUGUACAUAUUAAAUUAAUAUUAUAAUACUAACAGCAUACAAGCGAGCUUAACUUUUGCCAGAUCUGUCAUCACAUAUUAUAAUUUCUAAUGUAAUCCUAUAAACUGUGACCCGUGAUCUUUGUACUUAAAUUAGGUUAAAUUUGAGAUUUGUUUUAUACUUAGAUAAUAGUUUUUAUGCCAUAACUAAUUUAUGUGUACUUUUUAUAGAUUUUUUUUUAUUAAAAAUGCUAUAUUACGUUAUUAUGAAAUGAGAUAUAUAUUUGGCAUUUAUAUUAUAGAAUUUCGCUCAAUUAAAAUUAGCAUAUUCCCGAGUGAUGCCUGUCGCGAGAUGUUUUGAUAGUUGAACUGUUAUCUCGAGAGUCACAUCGCCACGUCUUUGAGUGAACCUGUGUAUCAUUUUACUACGAACUGUAUGUUAGUGUUAGCAAUAGAAUUCUGUGUUCAUUAUGUCAAUACCGGUACUAAAUUAUUCAAA
Messenger RNA from Trichoplusia ni (cabbage looper), 2835 nucleotides. RefSeq names its product katanin p60 ATPase-containing subunit A-like 1 (gene Kat60). Gene Ontology annotation, molecular function: ATP hydrolysis activity; microtubule binding; ATP binding. The transcript is spliced from 10 exons. Gene Ontology annotation, biological process: microtubule severing. The record is from RefSeq and is a predicted model, not a curated record. Lineage: Eukaryota; Metazoa; Arthropoda; Insecta; Lepidoptera; Noctuidae. Gene Ontology annotation, cellular component: microtubule cytoskeleton. Bases 306 to 1940 code for a protein of 544 amino acids.